GUGGAAGUCCGACGGACACGUCUGGGCCGCGAAGCAAGCCUCAAUGCGAUUCCAAGAACAACUAUAACCGUGUUUCCAAAGUGAUCUUGGUGUGCCUAAUAGCACUAUGUUCUGUUCGCACAACACUACUUUUUUCUUUUGCAACCAACUUAUCUAGAAAUCGACUUGAGAAUAGAUCCGAAGCAAGGAAAACAACCGAAAGGGCGAAUUGGAGUCUUCUUGAAUCAGCCGAGACCAGCAAAACAAGGCACCAAAUCAUCCAAAGGCAUCAAAAUCACCGGCGGCUGAAAUUUAAGAAUUAAGAGUUGCGGCUACAGUCCAGUACUUGGUUCAGUAAUCAAGAGCGAGGACGAUUUGGCUGUUCAAAGUAUUCUCCGGUGGGUUUGCCGUUGGUUUCCCGCUGGUUUUCCGGGUAGCUUCAAGCCACACAGAGUACCAAACCUCUUAGGCUGUGUCUUGGUUUCCCGCACAGUCUAGUACUUCACAUAUUCUUGGCUCUCCAGACUGUAUACUCCGCAUUCUAUACUCCACGUUCUCCAGGUUUUCAUUUCAUUAGACUGAUCAGGUCAGGUCUCGCCAACGCCCGCAGAACCUCAUGGGAUGAACAGAAUGUCUCAAAACAGCAUAUAAGGACUUGCAAAUGCCACUUUCCAAAAAGCUCAUCACUUCAAUAUUCGAAUUUGAUUUCUUCAGUACUCAGGAGCUUCCCUACUCAGACAUACAACUCCACCAAGAUGUCUUUCAAAGAUCCCGAAAAUCCACAACAUGUAGAGACUCAAAUCCACAGCAUCAUCACAGAGAAAGGCCAACCCGCGGCCAAAGCCAAUGCCGCAGCCCGCGAACUCGCCACUGAUGAGAAGUCCAUGACAACCAUGCAAGCUGUUCGCGCAAACCCAGCAGCUAUCUGUUGGUCCCUCGUCAUCUCCACCUGUGUGAUCAUGGAGGGCUUCGACACCGCUCUUCUCGGCAACUUCUGGGCCUAUCCCUCCUUCCAACGCAAGUUUGGGAACUUCGUUGGAGUCACAGCUACAACGAAAAGUGGAUACCAGGUUCCAGCCUCCUGGCAGACUGGUCUCGGUCAGGCAUCUGGAGUCGGAGCUUUCUUUGGUGCCAUCUUCAACGGCUGGCUUGUCAACAGAUUUGGACCUCGAAUGGUCUUGAUCGGCUCACUCUUCUCCCUAUAUGCAUUCCUAUUCAUCACUUUCUUUGCACCAGAUAGCCCGACUCUCUUGGUUGGACAACUUCUCUGCGGUCUACCUUGGGGCGUCUUUGCAACCACGGCUCCAGCUUAUGCUUCUGAGGUCUUGCCACUGCAUCUCAGAGUCUAUAUGACUUCCUACACAAAUAUGUGCUGGAUUAUUGGGCAGCUCAUUGCUGGAGGCGUCCUUCGUGGGCUUGUAUCUCGUGAGGACAGCUGGGGCUACCGCAUUCCAUUCGCUCUCCAAUGGCUCUGGCCCAUUUUUCUUAUUCCUGCUAUUUACAUUGCCCCGGAAUCACCAUGGUUUCUCGUCCGUCAAGAUCGCCUUGAUGAGGCAGAGAAAUCCAUUAGACGGCUCCAGAGCUCCUCCUCUCGACAAGAUCCCCAAAACACGCUUGCUGCCAUUAUUUACACCAACAACCUUGAGCAACAGCUUUCAGUCGGUACAACAUAUUGGGAUUGCUUCAAGGGGUUCGAACUUCGAAGAACAGAGAUCGCCUGUAUGGUGUUUGCUGGACAGCUCGUCUGUGGAUCUGUAUUUGCAUAUGCGUCGACGUACUUCUUCGAACAAGUCGGCCUCACUUCGAAGCAGGCGUACUCCCUUGGAGUCAGCGCAAACGGACUUGCACUAUUCGCUUGCUUGUGCAACUGGUUCCUCCUCAUGCCAUACGUUGGCCGCCGAACCAUCUACGUUUGGGGGAUGGGAGCGAUGACUAUUGAACUUUUCCCCAUUGGCAUUCUGAAUGUCUGGACGCACAAACCAUCGGUCGCUUGGGCUCAAGCAAUCUUGACAAUGGUGUGGACCGUCACUUUUCAGCUGUCUGCGGGUCAGCUUGGCUGGGCACUUCCUGCAGAGAUCGGAUCCUCUCGCCUUCGGACAAAGACUAUCGUUCUUGGGAGAAACUCUUACUACAUCUGCGCUGUUAUCGGUGGUACUCUGCAGAACUACAUGAUGAAUCCGACAGCUUGGAACAUAAAGGGCUACACGGGAUUCUUCUGGGGCAGUUUUGCGUUGAUGACAUUCAUCUGAGCAUAUUUCAGGCUACCUGAGACCAAGGACCGAACUUUCCACGAGCUUGAUCUCCUCUUCGCCAAGAAAGUGCCGGCAAGGCAGUUCGCAUCAACCAACCUCGAGACCGUCAGCGACACCGAGGUUGAGGAUCUUACUGAGAAAUACGCAGAUACUGGGAGCCGUCGGGUGUCUGUUUUUGGCUCCAGCCGCCCCUAAGGCUGCCUACAGACUGCAGCAUUGAUCUUGAUUUGUUAGAAGAAGCUUUUCAGGUACUCACGUAUGUUCUAUCUGCUGGGUUUCUAGGUCUUCCGCUUGUUACGUACAGUUGACCUUGUUUCCUGGCUGUGAUGAUUGCCUGUUGAAAUCACUCGCUUAUUUUCAAAUUUUCGGCUGGAAAGCAAACAGUGAGCAACGAUAUUUUGUACUUAUCGCUGAGAUUCAAUGCAAAGAUAUCAUAUCAAAUUCCAAGCAUAUUUUGUCGCACAGAUGGGAG
This is a messenger RNA of Cadophora gregata, 2703 nucleotides long. RefSeq lists its product as uncharacterized. Gene Ontology annotation, cellular component: membrane. The transcript is spliced from 2 exons. The record is from RefSeq and is a predicted model, not a curated record. Gene Ontology annotation, biological process: transmembrane transport; carbohydrate transport. Lineage: Eukaryota; Fungi; Ascomycota; Leotiomycetes; Helotiales; Ploettnerulaceae. The coding region runs from base 735 to 2228 and encodes 497 amino acids. Gene Ontology annotation, molecular function: carbohydrate:proton symporter activity.